This is a messenger RNA of Rubroshorea leprosula, 1052 nucleotides long. NCBI's taxonomy places the organism in Eukaryota, Viridiplantae, Streptophyta, Magnoliopsida, Malvales, Dipterocarpaceae. The record is from the annotation of a GenBank genome assembly.
GCUUCUCCCCCUUACCUCCAUCUACCCGCAACAAACACUUUGUCGCCGGAAAAACCUACGGUUCCGUCUCCUCCGAGGGAAUCGAAGACGGUUUUCAUGUCUUCGGUUGCGCUCUCUAACCCUAGCCUCUCUACUGCCUUCCUCAGCCGAAACCUUUCCUCUCGUCGAAAUCAGAAUGCAAAGAAAGGAUUGUGCUUUGGCGCCAUCUCUAGAGACCGGAGAAUCCCUAGAUGUGCAGUCGAUACUCCACAUGGAGGUAAUGUCCAAACUUUUCCCCGAAUCAGGGUUAGGGAUCCAUAUAAACGCCUUGGUAUAAGUCCUUAUGCCUCAGAAGAAGAAAUUUGGGGAGCACGUAACUUUCUCUUGGAACAAUAUGCUGGUCAUGAGAGAAGUGAGGAAUCAAUAGAAGCUGCUUUUGAGAAACUACUUAUGGCUAGCUUUGAACAGAGGAAGAAAACAAAAAUCAACUUGAAAAGCAGGCUAAAGCAGAAAGUAGAGGAGUCUCCACCUUGGUUUAAGAACUUGCUCAGUUUUGUGGAACUUCCUCCAAUGGAGGUUUUUCUCAGAAGAUUUUCUCUCUUUGGCUUAAUAGGUGUCUGGAGCAUCAUGAGUUCUGCUGACGGUGGACCUGCCUUUCAGGUAGCUAUCUCCCUGUUAGCUUGCAUCUACUUCCUAAAAGAGAAAACUAACAGCUUGGCUAGAGCUUCCAUUUUAGGAUUUGGUGCUCUUGCUGUUGGUUGGAUAUGUGGCUCCAUAUUCGUUCCCAUGAUGCCAACAUUUUUGUUUCACCCAACGUGGACACUCGAACUCCUAACAUCCCUAGUUGCAUACUUUUUCUUGUUUGUUACCUGUACUUUUCUCAAAUAAGAUCUUCAACCAUAUGCUCUUUCUCCAAACUUAAUAGAUCAUUUUUGCUCAACAUUACAUUUCAUGUACUCUGAUGAUCAUCCAAAUGUUUCUAGUUACAUUUAUCAUGAACUUUUGUUACCCGAGUUAUUUCCAUUAAGUGGAAACAUCGUAAAUGUAUACCAAAUUAAAGCUGCUGAAAGCAU